UAUGCUCAUAAAGAUUUUUGGAAAGUUAUUACUGAUAAGAAGCUAUCUAGCAAUACUAGUAUAGCCAUUACUAAAAUAUCCGAACCUCUAAAAGAAAAGAUUCUUUCAAAACUGAUUAGAAAAAUACAGCCUGGACAAUGGCGUGAUAAAGGAGAAAAAAUUCAUGGUCCAGAUCCUAAUGUUGUAUACUGGCCAAAAAAUAGGCAUUGGGAAUCGAUUAAAGAUAUUACUGAAAAACUUUAUCGAAAAAAAUAUCCCAAUAUACUGAUCUUGUUAAUUUAUAGGCCAAGAGAUGGACGCAAACAGAAUUGCCUUGUCCAAAUUCCCAGCUCAUCUGAAAAGAAAGAGUUAGUAAAAAAUGAUAUAGAAUAUUUGCCCUUAAAUACACUCUCUGACAAGUUCUUAAAAGAUAUAUUAGCAAAUAAAAAAGUCAUAAAUUGGGAACUCAGAUACGCAAUGACUAUUCAUACUAGUCAAGGAAUGACUUUUAAAUCGCCACAACAUGUUUGGGUCAUUGAUGAAAACCUAGCCUGGGAUAAUCUAAUAUAUUUGACAGUUGGUCACGUAGAAUAUUUAAACCAACUCAUUCGAGUUGAAGCGCCUCCAUUACCCUGUGAAAUUGCCCAAAAGAUUGAGAAGGAAAAAAAGAAAAAAUGGCUAGAACAUGAAUUGAGACCAUCCAUUCAGUAA
Messenger RNA from Racocetra persica, 690 nucleotides. Lineage: Eukaryota; Fungi; Glomeromycota; Glomeromycetes; Diversisporales; Gigasporaceae. The record is from the annotation of a GenBank genome assembly.